Molecule: messenger RNA, 5671 nt
Organism: Amorphotheca resinae ATCC 22711
Lineage: Eukaryota; Fungi; Ascomycota; Leotiomycetes; Helotiales; Amorphothecaceae
Exons: 2
Coding region: 82-5574 (1830 amino acids)
Biological process (GO): regulation of ARF protein signal transduction
Molecular function (GO): guanyl-nucleotide exchange factor activity
Source: RefSeq, a predicted model, not a curated record
CACUUUACAGCCGUCCCGCCCACGACGAACCCUGUUAGAAGUGCAGCUCCGAAUGGACGUCGGCGAAUUUGAGAGCCCACCAUGAGCUCCCUUGUCUUUGUGGUAUCAGCUUUGGAAGCUAUCGCGGCUUCCAAGGAGGCCCAGAAGCGGCCGCAGCUGGGAGAGUCUGUUCGAAGAGCCCUCAAGGACAUCAAACAGCAUGAGCCUCAAUUGCCAGACCCAGAGAUUAUAUUUGCCCCGUUGCAACUCGCCACGCAGUCGGGAAGCAUCCCUCUGACCACGGCUGCCUUGGAUUGCAUUGGAAAACUCAUCAGCUAUUCGUACUUCUCAGUGCCAUCCUCUCCGAACGCCGACAAGGAGGCCGACCGGGCGCCUCUGAUCGAACGGGCUAUCGAUACGAUAUGUGACUGCUUCCAGGGCGAAACAACGCCGGUCGAGAUCCAAUUGCAGAUUGUCAAGUCAUUGCUGGCUGCUGUGCUGAACGACAAAAUAGUGGUGCAUGGAGCCGGGCUUCUCAAGGCUGUCCGCCAGGUCUACAAUGUCUUCCUCCUGUCAAAAAGCAGUGCGAAUCAGCAGGUGGCACAAGGGACGUUAGCGCAGAUGGUUGGCACGGUCUUCGAGAGGGUCAAGACACGAAUACACAUGAAGGAGGCAAGGCUGAAUUUAUCAAAACUGGGAAAGGGUGCCGGCAAUCAUAGUUCUCUUACGGUCGAUGCCACAGAUUCGAUGAAUGAUACUCGCGGAAGCAAUGAGGGAGAAGAAUCUAUUGCAGAAAGCGCCGCAUCCGAAGGGCCAUCCGCGGAAGACGGCCCUAAGCUGACACUCAAAGACCUUGAGAAUCGGAAAAGUUUCGACGAUUCGCAGAUGGGAGAAGGACCAACAAUGGUGACACAAGUGAAGCCCGCACAGAGUCCUCCUCGACCUGCAUCGGGACAAUCGACGCAGACAACCCCUGAUCCGAGCAUCGAAGAUGGUAUGGAUUCCGAUGACACCGAAGAUGAAGUCUACAUACGGGACGCAUAUCUGGUCUUCCGAUCCUUUUGCAAUCUCAGCACGAAAAUCCUCCCGCCGGAUCAACUCUACGAUCUGAAGGGUCAGACAAUGCGCUCAAAAUUAAUUUCGCUUCACCUGAUACAUACUUUACUGAGCAACCAUAUGCUCGUCUUCACGUCUCCUUUAUGUACGAUCACGAACAGCAAAAGCAAUGAACCAACACCAUUUUUGCAAGCCAUCAAAUUCUAUCUGUGUCUUAGCAUCACCCGCAAUGGCGCUAGCUCGGUGGAUAGGGUGUUUGAAGUUUGUUGCGAGAUAUUCUGGUUGAUGCUGAAAUUCAUGAGGGCCCCCUUUAAGAAAGAGAUAGACGUUUUCUUAAAUGAGAUCUAUCUGGCGCUUUUGGAGAGACGGAGUGGGCCUGUGACACAAAAGCUCUAUUUCAUGGGGAUUCUUCAGCGGCUCUGUGCCGAUCCUCGAGCUUUAGUGGAGACCUAUCUCAACUAUGACUGCGACCGAAAUGUCGAUAACAUGUUCCAAAAGCUUAUCGAGGAUCUCUCAAAAAUCGCAAGCCAGGCGGUUAUGAUACUUCCCUUACAUCAGCAACAAUACGAGGAGCGAGCUGCCAAAUCUACCCUCAAUGGAUCAGCGUCUGACUGGCAGGCCAGAGGCACUCUUCCUCCACCUCUGUCGACAGCUCACAUGGCAGCUUACCAUGAGAAUAAUGAUAAUGAGAUACCAAGAGAAUAUAUCAUUAAACGACAGGGUUUGGAAUGUCUGGUGGAGACAUUGAGAUCUCUAGUCAAUUGGUCCCAGCAAGGCAUUGUUGAUAUUACUGGUAGGACUGAGACGGAUGUCAGAGCAUCUGAAGACUAUCGGGAGUCUAUUGACCCGUCAGGAAACGAUAGCUCCUCGAGAAUUACCAAUGGUGACACUCCGACUGUACCAUCGACACCGAUAUUGGAAGACGACCCUGAGCAAUUAGAAAAGGUGAAGCAACGGAAAACGGCCUUGAGUAAUGCGAUCAAACAAUUCAACUUCAAGCCUAAGCGAGGAAUCAAGCUUCUGAUAUCUGAAAAAUUCAUCCCAAGCUCUCGGCCGGAAGAUAUUGGCCGCUUUCUGGCAACAGAAGAAAGGCUUGAUAAAACACAGCUCGGAGAAUUUCUGGGAGAAGGUGAUGAGCAGAACAUUGCUAUUAUGCACGCCUUUGUUGAUACCAUGGACUUUACCAAGCGGCGUUUUGUUGACGCUCUGCGACAAUUCCUUCAAUCCUUCCGCCUCCCGGGUGAAGCGCAGAAGAUUGACCGUUUUAUGUUGAAAUUUGCCAACCGAUAUGUCACGGGAAAUCCGAAUGCCUUUGCAAAUGCUGACACAGCCUAUGUUCUUGCGUACUCAGUCAUCAUGCUGAAUACCGAUUUACAUAGCGGCAAAGUCGCUAAGCGUAUGACCAAAGAGGACUUCAUCAAGAAUAACCGAGGAAUCAACGAUAACAACAAUCUUCCGGACGAGUAUCUCAUAGGGAUAUAUGAUGAGAUUGCCCGUGAUGAGAUUGUCCUGAAGAGCGAACGCGAGGCAGCGGCAGCGAUGGGAAUGACACCUACAACUAGCGGCGGGAUUGCUGCUGGUCUUGGACAAGCUCUUGCUACGGUUGGUAGGGAUUUGCAGCGUGAAGCCUAUCUGCAGCAAUCCGAGGAGAUCUCACACAGGUCUGAACAGCUGUUCAAGAACCUCUUCCGAAAUCAACGUAAGAGUCCUUCCAAAGCCGGUGGAAUCAAAUUUAUCCCAGCGACUUCUUUCAAGCAUGUGGGUCCAAUGUUCGACGUAACUUGGAUGUCCUUCUUCUCUGGACUAUCAGGCCAAAUGCAAAACGCCCACAACAUUGAGAUUAUCAAGCUGUGCAUGGAGGGCAUGAAACUUGCCAUCCGCAUUUCGUGUCUCUUUGAUUUGGCAACCCCAAGGGAGGCUUUUGUUUCUGCGCUGAAGAAUGCAACCAACCUCAACAAUCCAACUGAGAUGAUGUCGAAGAAUGUCGAAGCGCUCAAAGUUUUGCUUGAAGUCGCACAGACAGAGGGAAAUCUGCUAAAGGAGUCAUGGCGAGAUAUUCUGAUGUGUGUCAGCCAGCUCGAUAGACUUCAACUAAUAUCCGACGGUGUGGAUGAGGGUUCUAUUCCGGACGUGUCAAAAGCUCGCAUAGUAGCGCCGUCGCGCCAAGAUACGAAUUCAUCGAGGAAGUCCAUUCAGAGCCAAGCACCAAGGACACGACCUCGACCUCGCUCUACAACCAAUGGCACCAGCUAUUCGGUGGAGAUCGCGAUGGAGAGUCGUUCGGAUGAGGUCAUCAAAGGAGUUGAUCGCAUCUUUACCAAUACAGCAAAUCUUUCGGGAGACGCUAUAGUACAUUUCGCUCGAGCAUUAACCGAGGUCAGUUGGGAAGAAAUCAAGAUCUCGGGAUCAAAUGAGUCGCCUCGAACCUACAGCCUUCAGAAAUUAGUCGAGAUCAGUUACUAUAACAUGACCCGUGUGAGAUACGAGUGGGCAGCCAUCUGGGUUGUUCUAGGUGAGCAUUUCAAUCGUGUCGGAUGCCACAACAAUACCGCGGUGGUGUUCUUUGCCUUAGACUCCUUGCGUCAACUAUCGAUGCGUUUCAUGGAGAUCGAAGAACUGCCUGGUUUCAAAUUCCAGAAGGAUUUCCUCAAGCCAUUCGAGCAUAUCAUAUCAAAUAGCAGCGUCGUUUCUGUGAAAGACAUGACGCUCCGCUGCCUCAUUCAGAUGAUUCAAGCACGUGGUGACAACAUCCGGUCGGGCUGGCGGACAAUGUUCGGUGUUUUCACCGUCGCCGCUCGCGAACCAUAUGAGAGUAUUGUUAACCUCUCGUUUGAGAAUGUUUGCCAAGUAUACAAGACUCGCUUUGGCAUGGUCAUCUCUCAAGGUGCAUUUGCCGAUCUAAUCGUCUGUUUGACGGAAUUUUCCAAGAAUAUGAAGUUCCAGAAAAAGGGCCUCCAGGCGAUGGAAACACUGAAAUCGGUCAUACCGAAGAUGCUCAAAACACCAGAAUGCCCGCUCUCCAACCGCUCGAAUGUCAACUCAGACGGCUCCGUCAAGUCAUCGGAGCCAUUAUCAAAACAGCCAAGUCGGACCUCUCAGGAGGAAGCGUUCUGGUUUCCUGUCCUCUUCGCUUUCCAUGAUGUCUUGAUGACUGGUGAAGAUCUCGAAGUUAGGUCCAACGCGCUAAACUAUCUUUUUGAAUCCCUUAUCAAAUAUGGAGGCGAUUUCCCAACCGAUUUCUGGGAUAUUCUCUGGCGACAGCUUCUCUACCCUAUUUUCAUGGUACUGAAAUCGAAAUCCGAGAUGUCGAACGUUCUUAGUCACGAGGAGCUUUCUGUCUGGCUAUCAACUACAAUGAUCCAAGCUCUUCGAAACAUGAUCACUCUAUUUACUCAUUACUUCGAGUCACUAGAGUACAUGCUAGAUCGAUUCCUGGAUCUUUUAGCCUUAUGCAUAUGCCAGGAGAACGACACCAUUGCCAGAAUCGGCAGCAACUGCCUCCAGCAGCUCAUUUUGCAAAACGUGACUAAGUUCAAGGCUACACAUUGGUCCAAGAUUGUUGGCGCAUUUGUGGAACUGUUUGAAAGAACAACGGCAUACGACCUCUUUCGCGCAGCCACCUCUUCAACAGCGUCAAGUGGGCAUGAUAAUGAAGUGGAAGACCCCUUUGGAGACGAGAAGAGUCUCAAGAUCAACAAGGGUGCAAACGGCAGCAUAACCUCGGAUAGCGAGUCCAUUAAUGAUGAUGAAGCUCAAGCAUCAAAAGCACCUGCAACCGAGCUAGAGGACUACAAGCCUCAGUCCGGACUUCAGCAACAGCCAGUCGUCGUCACAGCGGCACGACGUCGCUUCUUCAACCAGAUCAUCACACGUUGCGUUUUACAACUCCUCAUGAUCGAGACGGUCAAUGAACUCUUCUCCAACGAUGCAGUCUAUGUCAAGAUUCCCUCGCCCGAACUCCUCCGUCUCAUGGGCCUUCUCAAAAAGUCAUUCCUCUUCGCCAAGAAAUUCAACCAGAACAAAGAGCUUCGUAUGCGGUUAUGGCGUGAAGGGUUCAUGAAGCAACCGCCUAACCUUUUGAAACAAGAAUCCGGAUCCGCAGCAACAUACGUCAGCAUCCUCCUCCGAAUGUACCACGACGAGGACGAAGAGCGGAAGCGGAACCGCGCUGACACCGAGGCUGCGCUUGUGCCUCUGUGCGUAGAUAUUAUCCGUGGGUUCAUCCAACUAGAGGAAGAAAGCCAACAAAGGAAUAUCAUAGCCUGGCGACCAGUCGUCGUAGAUGUUCUGGAAGGGUACACAAAUUUCCCAGCCGAAGGGUUUGCGAAACACCUCGAGACGUUCUACCCCUUGAGCAUAGACCUCCUAAAUAGAGAACUCGGAGUCGAGGUUCGAAUCUCACUGCAAAACCUCCUGAGAAAGGUGGGCGAAGUAAAGUUAGGGUUGCCGCCGACUCCCCGAACAGAGACACCGACGAGCCCAGCGAGCGAGAGAUCUACCAAUCCGUUCGGGAGUCGGAGAUCGAGCAGGAGGGAAUGAAAUGAUAGUUGACGAGUAUUGUAUUUUUCCAUUCCGAUGAUUGGUAUUUGAGCGUAGAAUCUAGGGAAAGUGUUGAUUGGCUGAUGUGUGGGGAGUU